AUGCUCUGCGUGAACAUAUCGUGGUCGCACCAGCCCAGGCGACCAAUAGGCGACGCACGCGUGUUUUUCCCGUCCAUUCUACCCGCUCCCGACGCCCCAGUGGUAUUUUCCGCCAACACGUACGUUGGUGGGACAAAGCCUGUGGGGCACUCGGUCACCCGAGUCGAAAUAUUUCUGGACGCGAUUCUCGAAGAGUUUACUCUCCUCGAUGCGAAGACAACGUCUACGCGAGCUGCAAUCGACUCUUCUGACAUCGUGGGCGAUGCCAGGAUUGCGUUUAAUCUCACCGAGCUGAUUGAGGACGGCGACGCAGACAAGAUCCACCAAUACCUGCAACCCACGCAAUCCGGGCUUUGCCGUUGGAUGCGAGUCGCCUGGGAGACAGCUCUUCCAUUUGGCCAGCUCUACAGCACCGUAUUCCACCAUGCCUUUUCGCUGCAGUCCCUCCAAGCCGACUUCGCUGCUCUCGCGGGGUCGUCUACUCUUGAGGAUUACACGACGGACGACAUUGGGGACGAGUGCCGUGUCCAAUGCACCGACACCGACAAAAUCUUCGCACUCGCCGAAGUAGUGCUGGCUUACAUGGCCCCCCUAUUCUACACAAGCGAUGCGGCCCUCAACGCAGCUCUGGCGGGCCCAGUCAUUUCGAUUCACGCUAGAGUGGGCGAUCCCGCAGCAGACACCGCCCUGCACGACCUUGCGAGCGUUUAUGCGGGAUGGACGCGUGAUAUGGACAAGAUGGUCACGCUCGAUCAGUCGUUCUCACUCAACAUCGCGGCAUCCAAACAGCCAAUGGUUGAUCCGUUGACGAACGCCCUCAUCCAUGGAGACCUGGAGGAGCUGUGGACGGACACGGCGACACCUCUGGACAGCUAA
Molecule: messenger RNA, 876 nt
Organism: Aphanomyces invadans
Lineage: Eukaryota; Oomycota; Saprolegniomycetes; Saprolegniales; Verrucalvaceae
Exons: 3
Coding region: 1-876 (291 amino acids)
Source: RefSeq, a predicted model, not a curated record